Molecule: messenger RNA, 681 nt
Organism: Cryptosporidium muris RN66
Lineage: Eukaryota; Apicomplexa; Conoidasida; Eucoccidiorida; Cryptosporidiidae
Exons: 1
Coding region: 1-681 (226 amino acids)
Source: RefSeq, a predicted model, not a curated record
AUGUGUUCCUUAAGCUCAGCAGGAUUUUAUUCAGUAUCUCCCUCAAAUAAAUGUAGAAAAUUUGCACGUCAGCUGAAAUUCCUGUUAAUUCUGGAGUUUGUAACAUUGUUAGUUUUAUUUAUAUUGGUACCCACAGGUGGAACUGUAUGGGUCCUGCUCCAAGUCUUCUCUAUUAUAUUAGCAUAUAUAGCUAUUAAAGAUUCAAACGCUUAUAGACCACCAAUAUUGCAAAUCUACAUAUUUAUUACAGCUCUAGGCACUUUAUUUUGUGCUGUAUAUUUUGCAGUUUCUGUAUCUAUAGUUAAAUCAGCUAUAAGUAUAGCAGCAUGCAGUUUAUUUGCUGUAAAUGUUAUAGUAUUAGCAUUUUGUACUAGAGUAUCAUGGUUAUUAUUUAAAGAAUUAAUGUUAUGCUCACCUUUGUUAACAGGUACAACUGGACCCUAUAUAUUUGGAUCUGGAAUAUCUGGGCGUGUAAAUAAUGAAGCAUCUGUUGAAAUGUCUGGAACCGACAGGCAUACUAAUAACAAUGAAGUUUCUAGAGGUUUUGUGCCAUUUGGAGGCGAAGGGUUUAGAUUAUCAAGUAAUAGAGGUACUGUAUCAAAUACAGAUGGUCCUAUUACACUUGGAUCAAAUAAUAAUAAUAAAGAAGGAUCAACUAAUAUGAUUGCAUCUGCUGUAUAG